Messenger RNA from Callorhinchus milii (elephant shark), 2631 nucleotides. It is a transcript of the gene fhl1a, whose product is annotated as four and a half LIM domains 1a. The transcript is spliced from 7 exons. Gene Ontology annotation, molecular function: transmembrane transporter binding. NCBI's taxonomy places the organism in Eukaryota, Metazoa, Chordata, Chondrichthyes, Chimaeriformes, Callorhinchidae. Gene Ontology annotation, biological process: muscle organ development. The coding region runs from base 989 to 1828 and encodes 279 amino acids. The record is from RefSeq and is a predicted model, not a curated record.
ACAAAGGAAUGUUUGAAUCAAAUUUUAAACAUUAUUAAACUUUUUCUGUAGUGGUUGUUGAGUAUGUGGUCCAUGUACAAGUCCCAACAUAUACUCAUAGGGUUGGUGAACACUUCUGUAGUUGGUUUAUGGUGUUUUUUUAGCCACCAGAGUCUUGCUUUUGCUAAUGUGGCUGUAUUGUAAUUAUAUGUAUAGUAAUAUUGCCAUACACCUUCACCUUUUAAAAUUGAUACUUUUCCUUUACUGUAGUUAGAUCUAUUCGGAGAGAAGCAGGUUGAGUGAGUAGGUGGCUGCAGGACAUGAGGUGUGUCCUGGUCUAAUGUUUUAAGUAAUCAAAGUACCAUAGCAUAUUAGAAGUAGUUUAAAAUUGGCACGUUACAGGACAUGUCCUCAUUUUAUUUCCUUCAGUUGUAUUUCAUAGCUCCAGAGGGUUUGUAACUGAACGAUUAAGCGUUCCCUAUACCUCCCUGUUCCAUACAAUGCUUCUGACAAUAGGAUGUAGCUGGUGAUACCCUCAGCAAGAAUACAUCUCUUUUUUUUUGAACCUUGUGGUUGCUUGGAGCAUAAUGAUUUUACUGUACGGUACUUUCACUCGAGUAUUUUGUGAGCUUGUGUGGGCAAACAUGAGGCCCAGCAGGGCCUAUAAAAUUAUGGUUGUUUUCUGUAUCUGCAGGUCAAUCAGUGAACUAAGCCAGACGGAUUUGGGCACACCUGAUCCUUUGAUGUUGCUAACUGCUGGAAACGAUUGUGCUGCCUUAUGGGAUUUUUGCCACCAUUACCCUAACCUCACCAUUAACUAGGUGGAUCAAAGUCUCUUUGCUUUCCUGGAUGUAGUGCGCUGCUAUUUUGUGGAGCUGAUGACUGUGGAGGGUAAGGCGAGGUAGAAAGUGGUAGAUAGAAAGGGGACGGACAGACCCAAGCAGGCAACAGAAGCUGAACCAGAGGAUUGCUACUGUUCUAGGCCUAUUACAGGUAUCCUGAGCGCACAAUGACUGAGCGCUUUGACUGCCACUAUUGCAAGGAUUCCCUGAAUGGGAAGAAGUACAUCCAGAAAGAUGACCACCCUUGCUGUGUGAGAUGCUAUGAAAAAUUUGUUGCCAACACUUGUGCCGAAUGUAAGAAACCAAUUGGUUGUGAUACCAAGGAGUUGCACCACAAGGGCCGUUACUGGCACGAGAACUGUUUCCAGUGCCACAAGUGCCGCCGCUCUCUGGCUAAUGAGUCAUUUGGUCUCAAGGAUGAAAAGAUUAUUUGCACCAAAUGCAGCAGUCGGGCUGACAGCGGUGUUUGUCAUGGCUGCAAGAGAGCCAUCAGACCAGGAACUAAGAGUGUUGAAUACAGUGGAAAUAACUGGCAUGAGAACUGCUUUGCCUGCAGUCGCUGCUUGCAGCCUCUUGGAUCUCAGAGCUUCAUUCCAAAGGGAGAUGAGGUUUUCUGUGUUACCUGCCAUGAAAAGAAAUUUGCAAAGCAUUGUUACGGCUGCAGAAAGGCAAUCACUAGCGGAGGAGUGAGCUACCAUGAUCAGCCCUGGCAUUCGGAGUGUUUUGUCUGCAAAACAUGCAGGAAGCAACUCUCUGGACAACGUUUCACUGCCCAUGAGACCUCCAUGUACUGCGUCGAUUGCUACAGCAGUUUCGUUGCCAAGAAGUGUGCCGCAUGCCACAAGGCAGUGACUGGAUUUGAAGGAGCCCAAGUUGUAACUUUUGAAGACCGUCAAUGGCACAGUGAAUGCUUCAUCUGUAAGAAGUGUUCUAUUUCUUUGGCUGAAAAGCGCUUUAUCAAUCACAACAGGGAUGUCUACUGCACCGACUGUGGCAAAACCCUGUAAAACACAGGAUUGAUCUGCUGCCCUGAAAACUAAAUGCUGAUUGAAGUAGCAUUUAUUGCUGACUUCAGUGUUUAUGUUAACUCUAGUUCUGCUUAACAUUUAAAAUCGGAUAACAAUAAGAUACUGUUUGGUGAAUUAGUGUAGAAAGACAUAUUAACCUUCAUAAUUAUAUUCAGCAAUGCACGCAAGCCAUAUUGAUAAUUCCUCUAAGCAAUAAUCAACAUCUGCAGGUCAAAUGUAUUGAAAUGGAAUUUCGUAUAGGGCUAUAGUUUUUUCCCCACCAUUCUAUGACUUUGCAGAUGGAUCUUGAACUAGCUGUGAGGUGGGAGAAUGCAAUUUACUUCUUAGAUUUACAGAAAUUGCUUCUAGUCAUCUGAACAGAAAUUUUAGUUAGUGGAUUGAUUCUGUUUGCUGCAAAUAUUAAUGGGUUUUUAGAACCAAUUUUAUUAACCUGUAGCUUAACCAGAGUGCGCAUUUUCUGUUGAAACAAUGAGUGCUGCAGUUAGAAACCUCCAUCCUGAAGAUUAUUAAAUCCUUUAAUUAAAUGCAACAUUUUCAAAUUUAAUUCAAACUAAGAUAUUAAUCUAAGUAGUUUAGUAGAAAGUGCUUUGUAUUAAAUGACUAAUAUUUUCUAAUUUAGAUUUUGAAAAUGCUACAGACUAAAAAAAAACUUGUUAAAGGUUUUAAUGGAACUCAAUUAAUCAUUUGAGACCCAGAUGCAUGCAGGGUCCUACAACUCAACAUAUCAUACAUGAAUCUUGCUGGAAACAUGUUCCAAAUGUAAUAAAAUAAUAAACCUAAAA